UGUUGGAAUAGAUAGGUUAUGAUAGACCUGUCUGUCUGCUAGUGGGAACUGGGGAGCUCGUUGGCAUUGCCAAGUGGCUUAUCUAAAAAUCCUUUUAAUUACAGUUUACUUAUUUAUUCCCCAUUUCAUUUUACUACCCUUUUUGUUCUAAAAUAUGUCAUCAAAUAAAAUAAUAAACGUCCUUCCUAAUGAGUCUGCUGUUAUAGAAGAGUUGUGUAAAUUAGUUGAAAAGUUAGCAAAUGAUGCCAUCAACAGGGAUGAUAUUUUUAAAAUCGGUUUAUCAGGUGGUUCAUUAGCUACAUUUUUAGCCAAAGGAUUGCCAAAAAUAGCUACAGAUUGGUCAAAGUGGAAAAUAUUCUUCUGUGAUGAAAGAGUUGUUCCUAUAGAAAGCUCUGACUCCAACUAUGGAUUGUACAAAAACUCGCUGAUAGGUGUGGUGCCUGUAAAAGAAGAUCAGUUCAUCAAGAUUAAUCCGCAUCUGCCAGCUGAGGAAGCAGCAAGGGACUAUAUACAGAAGAUGGCAGUGCACUUCUCACCAGACGAGCUACCAAGGUUCCAUCUGCUGCUGUUAGGAAUGGGUCCUGACGGCCACACUUGCUCAUUGUUCCCUGGUCACCGCCUCCUGGAUGAGAGCUCUGUGUGGGUGGCUCCUGUCACCGACAGUCCCAAACCCCCGCCAUCGCGCAUCACCCUCACUUUCCCUGUCGUCAACAAUGCUGAGUGCUGUGCCUUCGCCGUUGUUGGGCAGAACAAGGCGGAAAUGAUCAAGCGUAUCCUGAAGGACCAGGAGUGCCUGCCUGCAGGAAGAGUGGAGCCCACCAGAGGUAAAGUGUACUGGCUGCUGGACCAGGGAGCUGCCUCACACCUCAAUGGCUCGUGAUGCUUUCUCCAGUGAUCUAUGGUUCCUACUCAGCCAACUUCAGUGUCAGCUAAUCAGAUUCAGUGCUUUGGAAGUACCCAUAUGAUAGAGAGAAAACAAUUGAAUACCGGUGCUUUUACACGUUUUUAUACUGUCCAUGAAGUGCUUAAUGUCAGUUGACUAGUCAUUCCUUGAAAUUUCAUUCCAGGCUUUGUGGCCUUUAAAAUGCUGUGUAUUUUCACAUAUCAAACAUGUUUUAGCUGGAUGCAAUCUCAUAGCGUUAAAACAAUUGUUUAACUGUUAUUUUUAUAUGUAUGGUUUUAUAGUUUAUUUUGAAGUAUACAUCUUGUUAGUAAACAUAUUUUAAAAGUGGAAGUGUUGGCAGAAUAAAAUUUAUUCAUGAA
Messenger RNA from Homalodisca vitripennis (glassy-winged sharpshooter), 1263 nucleotides. Its product is annotated as 6-phosphogluconolactonase. The transcript is spliced from 4 exons. Gene Ontology annotation, biological process: carbohydrate metabolic process; pentose-phosphate shunt. The record is from RefSeq and is a predicted model, not a curated record. The coding region runs from base 155 to 880 and encodes 241 amino acids. Gene Ontology annotation, molecular function: 6-phosphogluconolactonase activity. NCBI's taxonomy places the organism in Eukaryota, Metazoa, Arthropoda, Insecta, Hemiptera, Cicadellidae.